Messenger RNA from Agrilus planipennis (emerald ash borer), 1791 nucleotides. RefSeq lists its product as uncharacterized. The record is from RefSeq and is a predicted model, not a curated record. NCBI's taxonomy places the organism in Eukaryota, Metazoa, Arthropoda, Insecta, Coleoptera, Buprestidae. The transcript has a single exon. The annotation marks the transcript as partial.
UAUUCAUCGCCUGUUUACGACGUUUUGUUUGGAAUAUAUUCCACGACCUCUCGAGAAUUUAGAAAAUAUAACUUAAACGAUUUACUUGAUUACUAUUAUAAAUCCUUGGAAAAUGAAUUACAAUCAAGAGACAUAAUUUUGAAUGACUUUUUCGAUUAUUUCGAAUAUCAGAGCCUUAUAAGACAAUUCAUACCACUAGUCAAACUGUCUUCAUCUUUGACAAAAUACAAAAUUAUUAAAGAAAAUGGUCCAGAAAAAAAUAAGGAACUUUUAUUGGACAUCCUAAAGGAGUUAGAAGAGCAUUUUAGGUAUAAAUCCUACAGAGUUAUACCUGAAGACGUUAAUAAAAUAGUAAAAGACGCCAUUGGAGACAUAGAAUUUGAAAUUGUGCAUUAUAGUCUUGAUUCAAUUGGCAAAGGUUCUGGUUUCUUAGGUCAUCACAAUAAAUUAAAUAUAACAUAUCUUACUAACGAAGGCGAGAAGAAACUGAAGUACUUUACCAAAUUAUAUCCAAUCGGUUCUCCAUUCACCAAAAUGAUAGACGAUUCAGAUCUUUUCGACAAAGAAAUUCUCGUGUACAUAAAUAUAAUAAACGACAUGCAAAAAUACAAUAUCGACAUAAUUAACGACUGUGUGCCACGUUUAAUCUUUGGCAGCUCAAACGAUGCCUUGGUUGUCGAAGACUUAUUGGAAACAGGUUUCGUAACAGUUGAUCACAAACGCAAUUUAAACGUUAACGAAAUCGAAACGGUUUUAAAAGUCCUUGCGAAAUUCCACGCGUCGAGUAUCGUAUUGGAGGAAAAACUUUAUGAACAGUGUGAAAGUCGAAGAAGUCUUUUAGAAGUAUACCAUCGUCCACUCAAAGAAGGUCAUUUUGUUUCCGACGAGAAAAACGCCUCACGUAUAAGCUUUAUGGUAGGCACGGAAGCGAUUGUAUACAUGAUUGAGAAAAUAUUUGGUAAAUGUGAUGAAGAUUUGACCCAUUAUAUACUAAAUUUAUACGACAAAUCUAGAGAAUUGUUGAAACCAACACAAAAAUUCCGAAAUGUGAUGUGCCACGGGGACUUUUGGCCACCCAAUUUUCUCCUUAAGUACGACGAUUCAGGUAAUCCUGUGGACUGUCGAAUCAUCGACUUUCAAUUAGUGCGAUAUACCUUACCUGCCCACGAUUUCAUGUUUAUUGUUGUUUACGUAACAACUCAUGAACACCGUACAAAAUACUUAAAGCACUAUAUCGACUUCUAUUAUAAUGCAUUAAGUUCUGCUUUGAAAGCUAGCAACUACGAUAUAAAUACACUGCUAACUUACGAAGAAUUCGUUGAAGGAUGCAAUCAUAUUAUAGAACAAGUAUAUUUUCAAGUAGCUUGUUGGUACCAAUUUGGACAAAUAUCCGUGGAAAAAUUUAACAAUGGAGAAAUAGACGCUGCAGAAUGUUUGUACAGAGAUAAAAAACCUGUUUGUGAAUUUGCUUACAAAACCGACAAGAACUUUAGAACAAAGAUCUCCGAAUCAUUCAAUAAUAUACUAAGGGUGUAUGAAGUUUAUAGAAACCAUGGAACAAAAGAACAUUGUCAAUUUCUGAGAGAAAUAUACGGAAUAUAAAGCAAACGCUUUUUAUAGUUCCAAUGUUUUUAACAGGAAUUGAUUCAAGAAUUUUCUUUACUAAAUAGUCAACUUUAUAUCAUAAUUUAAACAGUGUAACUAGUUAAUUACUUUUUGUAUAUCAAUUCAACAUAUUGUAAUGAACUUUUCAUUUACCGUUGUGGAAAAAUAAUAAAAACUUUUUAAAUA